Messenger RNA from Telopea speciosissima, 1463 nucleotides. RefSeq lists its product as uncharacterized. The record is from RefSeq and is a predicted model, not a curated record. NCBI's taxonomy places the organism in Eukaryota, Viridiplantae, Streptophyta, Magnoliopsida, Proteales, Proteaceae. Bases 329 to 1360 code for a protein of 343 amino acids. The transcript is spliced from 4 exons.
GGGAAAAAGGUUCACACGUGGAAUGCUUACAUGGCAGACGGGUACUCAAUGAGCGUUUGAUGCCGCCAAAUCAAUGGGAUCCUCUUCAGGGUUUUUGGUUUUUCUUCAACCCAAGUGAGGGAGGGUCAGGGAAGCAAACAAAUAUAACCCUCUAAGGGUUCAGCAGACACGACCUACUUUCGUCCUUUUCGUUUACCUGCCCUUCUCUCUUUGUAGUUUGAGAGAGUAUGUGUGUGAGAAUCGAAACCCUAAAGCUGGAAAUCAUUUGAAUGAGGUCAUACUCAGAUACUUCAAAGUUAUACUCUCCAACAUCUUGCACAGGCUUAAAAUGAAACCAAGAACCAAGGAGAUAUCCAGAGGUCAACAGUCGAAGAAUCUCCAGGGGGAAGGUCCAAAUUGGGUCCUUAUUGUUGGUGGGGCCUUGUUGAGUACAUUGUCCAUUCGGCUUGGGUACAAGCUUAGGCAAGGUCCUGAUACAAAACGGCUGGACAAUAAUUGCAAUGGAUUGAAAGGAAAUGUAAAAUCUACUGACAAGAGAAGGUCCAGAGCUUGCAAAAUGCAUUCAAGUGUAUAUUCUUUCACACAAGAUGAGGAUGGCUGUUACAAUUGCAUUUCAGGAAGUUCAGUAGGCACAGUUGAAGUUAAGCAUCCAGCCACUGGUCCGAGUCUGAAGGAGGCUGAUCUAUCACUCCCUUUAGUCACGAUUACAGCUCCAGAGUCAAACAGAGAAAAUGGUGUGAUUUGGGCACCUUCCCCUGAUCGUCUUGAGCCACCUCCAAAGCCAUUCCACCACUCAAAUUGCUCUGACUCUCCCUGUGGGUCAGAAUCUGGCUCUGACAUCUUUGGCAAGCGGGAAGUGAUUCACAAGUUGUGGCAGCAGUUGAAGAGAAGGGAUGAGAUGAUCUUGGAGAUGCAGGAUCAGAUCACAGCAUUGCAGAAUUCACUCAAUGUUCAGCUAACAAAUUCUGUUAAUUUGCAGUCACAGCUGGAUGCUGCGAACCAGGACCUAUUUGAUUCUGAGAGGGAAGUCCAGAGGCUGAGGAAGGUCAUAGCAGAUUACUGUGUAGGAGAAGUGGGGCCCACCAAAAAGCCCACAGUAACCGGGGACUGGUCAGGAGAAGGAAGAAAUGGCCAUAGUAAUGGAUUUCCAAAUGGGGAGAGUGACUUGGAUAUGAUGGGCAAUGGGAGAGGAGAUGGGGAGAGGAUUGAGAUGCUGAAGAGGGAAGUGGGAGAGUUGAAGGAAGUAAUUGAAGGAAAGGAGUACCUGCUGCAGAACUAUAAAGAACAGAAGACAGAGCUAUCCGUUAAGGUCAAGGAACUGCAGCAUAGAUUGGCCUCUCAGGUACCUAAUAUUUUGUAGGGAACUCAGUUUUGUGUAUUUGUUGUUUGGUUUUUCAUGUGCUUUUUGAAAAUGUGGGAAGCUGGGCUUCCUUAAUUUCCAUAUUCAGUAAAAUGUCUCAUGC